Molecule: messenger RNA, 4221 nt
Organism: Arvicanthis niloticus (Nile rat)
Lineage: Eukaryota; Metazoa; Chordata; Mammalia; Rodentia; Muridae
Gene: Cdkl2
Product: cyclin dependent kinase like 2
Biological process (GO): protein phosphorylation
Cellular component (GO): nucleus
Molecular function (GO): ATP binding; protein serine/threonine kinase activity
Source: RefSeq, a predicted model, not a curated record
GCCGCCCCUUGCAGCUGGGGUGGCCAACGCCUUCGCCCAGGGCUACUUGGCGAGGCGCUGCUUUCCCCGAGCUGAGCGACCCGAGGGCUUUCGGCAGGCGGUGCUCUGUUUCCCUGGUUCAUUUCUCUGCAGCUCUUGGCCUUGACAGGUGCUAGUGUCCGUGCCUGUCAGAGGCAUUCUGACUCCGGCCCUUCCUCUCUCUCUGGAGACUGCCUAUGGCUGGGGACCGUAUGAGGUCGUUGCCUUGACGACGGCAGCAUGCGGCCCGCAGUCCUCGGAAGUGUGAGCUUGCGGAGGGCAGAAACAAAUCUGCCUCCCUUCCUGCUUCACCUAGGACCAGUAACUGCGUCCGCAGAGGAAAUCCUAAUACUGGGAUUGCUAGUUUGCUAGUCAGCAUCUUUUUAGAUCUGCUAGCGAGAUGCAUAUCACCUCAAAUUUGUUUCCAAGUUGAAAACCUUUGGCUCUUUCCAUGUGAAGGGUUUGGAAGAAAUACAAGAAAAAUUCCUACUGGUUUUAAAGCAAAAUGGAAAAGUAUGAGAACCUAGGAUUGGUUGGAGAGGGGAGUUACGGAAUGGUGAUGAAGUGUAGGAACAAAGACAGUGGAAGAAUUGUGGCCAUUAAGAAGUUCUUAGAAAGCGAUGAUGAUAAAAUGGUUAAGAAGAUCGCUAUGCGAGAAAUCAAGUUACUAAAGCAACUGCGGCAUGAAAAUUUGGUGAAUCUGUUGGAAGUAUGUAAGAAAAAAAAACGUUGGUACCUAGUCUUUGAAUUUGUUGACCACACGAUUCUUGAUGACUUGAAGCUCUUUCCAAAUGGACUAGACUAUCAAGUAGUUCAAAAGUAUUUGUUUCAGAUUAUUAAUGGAAUUGGAUUUUGCCAUAGUCACAAUAUCAUACACAGAGAUAUAAAGCCUGAGAAUAUAUUAGUUUCCCAGUCUGGUGUUGUAAAAUUAUGUGACUUUGGAUUUGCACGGACAUUGGCAGCUCCUGGGGAGGUUUACACUGACUACGUGGCCACCCGGUGGUACAGAGCUCCAGAACUGCUGGUCGGUGACGUCAAGUAUGGCAAGGCUGUUGAUAUCUGGGCCAUUGGUUGUCUGGUCAUUGAAAUGCUUAUGGGGCAACCGCUGUUUCCGGGAGAAUCUGAUAUUGAUCAGCUACAUCAUAUUAUGACAUGUUUAGGUAAUUUAAUUCCAAGACACCAGGAACUAUUUUAUAAAAAUCCUGUGUUUGCUGGAGUAAGGUUGCCUGAAAUCAAAGACACAGAAGCAGAACCUCUGGAGAGCCGCUAUCCUAAGCUCCCUGAAGUUGUGAUCAGUUUAGCAAAGAAAUGCUUGCACAUUGACCCAGACAAAAGGCCCUUCUGUGCUGACCUUCUUCACCAUGAUUUCUUUCAAAUGGAUGGAUUUGCUGAGAGGUUUUCUCAAGAAUUACAGUUAAAAAUAGAGAAAGAUGCCAGGAAUAAUUCUUUACCUAAAAAGUCUCAAAACAGAAAGAAAGAAAAAGAUGAUGCCUUAGGUGAAGAAAGAAAAACACUUGUGGUACAGGAUACCAAUGCUGAUCCCAAAAUUAAGGAUUCUAAAGUGUUUAAAGUAAAGGGAUCAAAAAUUGAUGUCGAGAAAACGGAAAAAGGAAGUAGAGCUUCAAAUGCCAACUGUCUCCAUGACAACGGGACAAACCACAAAGGCUUGCCUUCCACAAGCCUCAGAGAUUGCAGCAAUGUCAACAUUGAUCACUCAAGGAAUCCAGGCACAGCGAUCCCUCCGCUCACACACAAUCUUUCUGCAGUUGCUCCUGGUAUUAAUGCUGGAAUGGGGACUAUUCCUGUAGUACAGAAUUACAGAGUGGAAGAGAAAACUAAGAAAUACUGUAAUCCAUUUGUUAAAGCCAGCCAGCCUUCCCCAUCAGGGAUUUACAAUAUGAAUGUGAACACAUCCGUCUCAGGUGAAAAGUACCUCCUUCAGGCAAACAAGAAAAGGAAGGAAUAUUCCAAAGCAGAUGUGCGGUUGCCUGAACUAAACUAUAACCAUCUUCCUGAACUGAGAGCUUUAGAAGGCAUAGCUCGAAAUUCUAGGCUAAUAAAGAAAGAGAACAAAUGUCUUUCAGAAUCUCGAAUUCCUUCUUUGGCUGCCAUUGACCUGCACUCGUCCAGUGUUGCAUCACACCAGGGAGCAGGAUCGCCCCUGUCAGACGACUCUGAGGCUGACUUGCCUCGGAUGGAACACCAACACUGAGACUCAUUUUAAUCCUGAACAGGAUGCUGCCAGCACUUGAGUUGACGUCCUCUUGAAUGAGAGCACUGAUGCCCCAGAGGAGAUCUGCAGUUUGACUAGUUCCUUCUGGAAACCUACGCUUUCUAAGAAAGGCUUUGCAGAAGAAGGGAAGACAGACUUCUAAAGACUUCAAAGGAAGAUUGAACAAGUGCCCCUUCACCUUUCCAACCUAUGAUGCUAUUUCAAGAUAUAUCCAUGGAACAGUAGUGACAUGGUUCUUGUUACAUGAAUGUGUAUUUGAUAUUAGUAGAUUGUGUAUUUAAAGUUAUCUGAGAUUAAAAGUCAGUAAAAAAGGAGAGAAUCAUUAUAAAAGGUCAUGAUUUUAUGCAUUGAACUUUAUGUAUUAUCUAUAUAAAUGUUUACAGUUGAAGAAAAUGAAAAAAGCUAGGAUCUGUAAGAGAAAGUUUUUUUUUUUUUUUUAAACUAUAAGAACACAUUUUAAAAGCUUGUUUCUAGGCAUGAGAGUGGUGCGAGACUGUGGUCAGAGUUAGACCUGUGUCUUUGUUUUCUGUCAUUGUUGACUGAUGGUCUCUACUGAUCUAAGAACUGUGCUACUGAAAAUCUGGCAGAGAAUCCUUUUGUUACUAACGACUGUGGUGUUGGCUAGUUUUCUGUAUUGAGAGAUUCUGGUGCUAAUGUUCUGAGUGAAAGGACAUGAUGGAAGCAGUAUGAGGGAGAGUUUUGUGGGUACACCUCUGAGUGAAGAGCUUUUUCUCCUUGAGGAAAAAGGUAUAAAAUAUAAAAAUAAGAGAUGGGUACAGAGCUGCCUGGCAGUCUGUCUGGUUCUCCUGGCUAGUUGCCACUGAGUCACCCAACCAAAGAGGCUUUUGGGGGCUUUGAUGGAGUCAACUCUUAUCUCUGAUAGUUUGAGGUUGAUAGUGGACAACCCACAGAAGUUCCUAUUGCCCUAUUACCUCAAAUGCUUAGCCUUACCCAAAAGCCUUUCCAAGGUGGAAAGUCAUUUAUGGUAUUCUACAUACACUUUUUGAUGGAUAGCUUUACAACCUCUUAGGCGGGAGGAUUGGGCCAUUUUCAUUCCAGGGUCUUAGUGUCUGGGUUUCCAGCUAUGCCCCCCAUUUGUCAUUUGAGAAAAUAGUUGUUUAGGGGCCUGAAUUUGUGUAGUGUUUUUGUGUUAACCAACUAAUGGAUUUUUUUUUAAAGCUGUUGACUAGAACUUAGCCUAAGAAUUGAAUAAGAAUUCUUCAUUCCCCUGGGGGACUUAAAAACUAAAUCUUAAACUUGGACACUUGGUAGACAUUCAGGAUGAGGCAAAAUAAAGGUUCCAAUAAAAAAAAAAAAAAAAAAAAAAAACUCUUGGUAAUUGUUGAAUAAAUGUUGAUUUUUAUUUAAAAGCUGUAUUUUAAACCUCUGGCCAAGGGUUUGCCUAGAUUAGUAAGACUAACAUGCUGAUAAAACUCACUGUAACAAUCAUAAUGGACUUUCUACUAAAAUACCAUUAUUUAUUGUUAUUUUGAAAAAUAUUGCCAUCAGCUAGCAGUGCAGGGAGGAGACAGUACUCGAAGCUGAAUGGCACCCUGCUAAUUUCAGGGCUAUUCUCCUAUAAAGGUCAUUGUGAAAAUGUCAGCCUGACAACAGAGGGUCUGCAUCAGCUACCUUAUAGUUUGAGUUUGGAAUCUUUGGCCUAUUAAGACACUGUAUGAACUUUACAAUUAAGAGAUUAAAAAUCACUUCUUAAGGCCUUAUUGAUAUCUAAAAAUCAUAUUUUGUUAGACCUUGGUAUGGAACUAAAGAAGUAAAUGCUGUUCAGAUGAAGUCUCUAGGUACUAAACCAACAUAUUCUCUUUUUUCAGUGUGUGGGUGUUUAGUCUCUUCCUACAAGAAUGUGAUUUACGUAAACAUGCUAAUGUGAACUCAGUUUAUGUACUUUUGGGAGAUUGUGGGCUUGCUGUGCCCACCUGUGUUUUAAAAUUAAUAAAUAUUGUCUAACUAAG